Molecule: messenger RNA, 2634 nt
Organism: Pipra filicauda (Wire-tailed manakin)
Lineage: Eukaryota; Metazoa; Chordata; Aves; Passeriformes; Pipridae
Gene: PGS1
Product: phosphatidylglycerophosphate synthase 1
Exons: 10
Coding region: 1-1716 (571 amino acids)
Biological process (GO): cardiolipin biosynthetic process
Cellular component (GO): mitochondrion
Molecular function (GO): CDP-diacylglycerol-glycerol-3-phosphate 3-phosphatidyltransferase activity
Source: RefSeq, a predicted model, not a curated record
AUGGCAGCGCGGAAGCGGAAGGCGCGGGUGAUGGCGGCGGGCGGCGCGGCGCUGUGGCGGCGGCUCUCGGCCUGGCUGCCCCCGGCCUGGCUGCCCCGCGGCCGCCUCGGCCUGGCCGCGCUGCUCGGCCGCCUCUCUGACCGCCUCUCCCGCGGCCGCGACCGCCGCGCCCGCAGAUCAUCAUGGCUUCUUCUUGCCCCACUGCUCACCCCUCCUGUUCCAGUGAUCACAGCCCCACCGUGUUCGCUCUGUCCAGAAGGAGCACACAGGUUCCAGUGGAUUGGGAAUCUGGUCCCAGAGUUUGGGAUCUCCAGCUCACACGUCAAGGUGCUUUCAUCCCCUGCAGAAUUCUAUGAACUCCUGAAGGUGCAGAUCAAAGCAGCCAAGCAGCGGGUGGUGAUGGCCUCACUGUACCUGGGAACAGGGCUCCUUGAGCAGGAGCUGGUGGAUUGCUUAGAAGAAACGCUGGAGAAAUCGCUGCAAGCAAAAGGCUCGCCUGACCUCAGAGUUUCCAUUCUCCUGGACUACACCAGGGGCUCCCGGGGCAGGAAGAAUUCUCGGACAAUGCUGAUCCCGUUGCUGCAGCGAUUUCCCGAGAAAGUCCGUGUGUCCCUCUUCCACACCCCAAACUUGCGUGGACUUCUCCGGCUCCUGAUUCCAGAGCGAUUCAAUGAGACCAUUGGGCUGCAGCACAUCAAGGUGUAUCUCUUUGAUGACAAUGUGAUCCUGAGUGGCGCAAACCUGAGUGAUCUGUACUUCACCAAUCGGCAGGACCGCUAUGUCCUGCUGCAGGACUCUCCAGAGAUCGCAGACUUCUUCACAGAGCUCGUGGACGCAAUUGGAGACGUGUCCCUGCAGUUGCAGAGGGAUGAUACAGUCCAGAUGAUGGAGGGGAUGGUACACCCAUACCAAGGAGACAAGGUGGCUUACUGCGAGAUUGCCAACCGGAGGGUCAUGGAGGUCAUCAACUCUGCCCGGACACGGCAAGAGCUCCUUCAUGCAAAGACUUUCCACAGCAGCCAUCCAGGCAGCUCUCUGUUAUCCCAGCAAGGCUCUCAAGCAUCUGGGGGUCUGAAACCAGAACCUGACACCUGGAUCUAUCCCUUGAUCCAAAUGAAACCUUUUGGUAUUCAAAUAGAUGAGAUGGUCACAGAAACACUGCUGACCGAGGCUGAGCGGGAUGCCAGGAUAUACCUCACCACUGGCUACUUCAACCUGACUCAGGCCUACAUGGACCUCAUCCUGGGCACGAGGGCUGAGUACCGGAUCCUCCUGGCCUCGCCAGAGGUCAAUGGGUUUUUUGGUGCCAAGGGGGUGGCAGGUGCCAUCCCUGCUGCCUACGUUUAUAUUGAACACCAGUUUUACAGCGAGGUCUGCUACCUGCAGCAGCAGGAGAGGGUGCAGCUGCAGGAGUACUCCCGUGCCGGGUGGACGUUCCAUGCCAAAGGCCUCUGGCUGUACCUGGCAGGGAGUGACCUGCCCUGCCUGACCCUGAUCGGCUCUCCGAAUUUUGGGUAUCGAUCAGUUCAUCGUGACUUGGAAGCCCAGGUUGCGAUAGUGACAGAAAAUAGAGCCUUGCAGCAGCAGCUCCAUCAGGAGCAGGAACAGCUUUACCUCUGCUCAGGUGUGGUCUCAACGUCAACGUUUGAGCAGCCAAAUCGUUAUGUGAAGCUGUGGGUGAAGCUGGUGACACCUCUGAUCAAGAAUUUUUUUUGAAAGAAGAAAAGCAGCUGCUUUGGCCAGACACGUGCUCUGUGCCCGGGGCGUGAGGAGUUUCUGCUCAGUUUGCACUGAGCCAUCACACAAAGAGCUGUGGGAAGACAGAGAGCCAGGAGAGGGAAAGGAGUCGGCCACUUGUGUGCAGUUGUUCCGUUUGGCUUCCCACGGUGGUCUGGCUCCCCACCAGCGCCGCGUCAGAAACCACCAGUGGAAAACCAGUAUCCGCCCUGAGAACCCCGUGUGCUGCAAGAGCAGGGUCCUCACGGCAGCGCUGCCAGCACUGGUUUUAUUGAUACUUUGCUAAAACGGUUCUGAAUUACACAACUUGGAGGCUUUUACAAGUAAAAGCAUUUGCUGUUUUCCAUUGACAUUAAAAUUCAGGCCUCUAGGAGCAGAGCCACACCAGCCAGGACCCACUUGGCGGCUUUUUCUUUUGUCUUCAGGUUGAAGGUCCAGACGUAGGUGGGCCCUCGCAUCCGUGUCUUAUAGACGGGACAUUCAUAGACGUUGGUGGUGUCCACGCGGUCCACAGGGAUGGCUCUGAGCAAGAUGACCGGCAUGGUGGGCGUCAGCUCCUUCAGCAGCGCGUCAGCAAUCGACCCCGAGGCGACGUCCCAGCGCGCACCUGCAACGUGACAGCGGCGCUGGGUGACCCUCACACCUGCCCCGGGCUUCUCACUGCAGGGGCUUUGUUCAGAACUACUGAUGGGUGGGAGCUGGAGGAUGAAGGGUGGGUAGAGUGGCUCAGUAGUGGUUAGGGCUGACGUGUCCUCAACUCACUGUGACCCAGGACUGCAUUUGCCUUACUGUGUGUGGGAUGUCUGAAUAAAUUCUGUCCCCAGCCCUCCCUUCAGCACGGCUUUGCAUGGGAAUUGCAGAGCUAAAGGUGAACUGGCUGUGGUGGGAUCUACCACA